AUGUUUUUUCUCAACUGUGCCCCAGGCGUUGGGCCUCGUUGCCGCGGGCGGACGGUGAGUAGGUGUGACUGGUACAGGCACAACGGACCUCGGGGCUUCGAGUUCAGAGAGCCGUUUGAGGGGGUCCCCUUUUGGGGCGGAAGAUUCUUAGACUCUGCAAGUAAAGAUAACCUGUGUUCCCAGUAUAUCAUGGCUUCAUCUUCAAGCGGCCUCUCUACUGGGAGAAGUACCAGCUCAAAGCUGAAGUCUGUGAAGUUACUUGAGGUUCUGAAUGCUCUGGAAGAGGAGGAAUCUGGCCACAGUAGGGAGGAGAUCUUCAUUGCACCACCCAAAAAUGCUGCAGGGGACUUCACUGAUGAAGACUCAGGUGAUGAAGAUGGCCAGCGAGGAACCCAUGUACCUGGUAAUGUGCUGCAUGCUCUUGUGGUCCCUGAGGACUCUGGCACCGGGGAGGAGGAGGAGGAUGACCUGCAGCUGCAGCCAGCCACGAAGAAGCGAAAGGCAGUAGUGGAACCUCAACGUAUUUGGACCAAAAGAGAUAUCCGCCCGGACUUCAGCAGUUGGACAGCAACAGAUCCUCAUAUGGAAGAUCUCAAAAGCCAGGAACUGAGUCCUGUAGGUCUCUUUGAACUGUUUUUUGAUGAAGGAACGAUUAAUUUUAUUGUUAAUGAAACCAAUCGUUAUGCUAGGCAGAAAAAUGUCAACCUGGGUCUCACAGCCCAGGAAUUGAAGUGUGUCUUGGGCAUUUUGAUUUUAAGUGGGUAUAUCUCUUAUCCAAGGAGAAGGAUGUUUUGGGAAACAUCUCCUGACUCACAUCACCAUCUUGUGGCUGAUGCAAUUCGAAGGGACAGAUUUGAACUGAUCUUCUCAUACCUGCAUUUUGCAGAUAACAAUGAACUUGAUGAAAGUGAUAGGUUUGCCAAGGUCAGGCCUCUCAUCGUACGCAUGAACUACAAUUUCCGGAAACAUGCACCCUUGGAAGAGUUCUAUAGCUUUGGCGAAUCCAUGUGUGAAUACUUUGGAUACCGGGGGUCUAAGCAGCUGCCUGCAGGGAAGCCUGUGCGGCUGGGCUACAAGAUCUGGUGUGGGACAACCAGCAGGGGCUAUCUGGUGUGGUUUGAGCCCUCCCAGGGCACACUGUUCACUAAGCCAGACAGGGGCCUGGACCUGGGAGGCAGUAUGGUAGUGAAAUUUGUGGACGCACUUCAGACGCGUGGCUGUCUGCCAUACCACAUAUUUUUUGACAAGGUUUUUACAAGUGUCAAAUUGAUGUCCAUUUUAAGGAAGAAAGGCGUGAAGGCCACAGGAACUGUUCGUGAGUACAGAACUGAGCAUUGUCCCCUUAAAGAUCCCAAAGAACUGAAGAAAAUGAAGAGGGGUUCGUUUGAUUACAAAGUUGAUGAGAGUGAGGAGAUCAUUGUGUGCCGCUGGCACGAUAGCAGUGUGGUCAACAUCUGCUCCAAUGCUGUGGGCAUAGAGCCGGUGGGGCUGACGAGCCAUCACUCAGGAGCAGCCAAGAUGCAGACCCAGGUUCAUCAGCCAUCCCUGCUGAGACUGUACCAGGAGAAGGUGGGGGGUGUCGGCCGUAUGGACCAGAACAUUGCCAAGUACAAGGUGAAGAUCCGGGGUAUGAAGUGGUACUCGAGUUUCAUUGGUUAUGUUAUUGAUGCAGCUCUUAACAAUGCUUGGCAGCUGCAUAGGAUAUGCUGCCGUGAUGCCCAGGUGGACCUCCUGGCCUUCCGAAGAUAUGUGGCCUGUGUGUACUUAGAGAGCAAUGCAGACACAUCAUCCCAAGGGAGGAGAAGCAGGCGGUUGGAAACUGAGAGCCGCUUCGACAUGAUUGGGCACUGGAUCAUCCACCAGGACAAGAGGACCCGGUGUGCCCUGUGCCACUCACAGACCAACACCCGCUGCGAGAAGUGCCAGAAGGGCGUCCAUGCCAAGUGCUUCAGGGCAUACCACAUCCGGUAA
Molecule: messenger RNA, 1971 nt
Organism: Budorcas taxicolor (takin)
Lineage: Eukaryota; Metazoa; Chordata; Mammalia; Artiodactyla; Bovidae
Gene: PGBD2
Product: piggyBac transposable element derived 2
Exons: 3
Coding region: 1-1971 (656 amino acids)
Molecular function (GO): sequence-specific DNA binding
Source: RefSeq, a predicted model, not a curated record